Messenger RNA from Periophthalmus magnuspinnatus, 1775 nucleotides. RefSeq names its product SAP30 binding protein (gene sap30bp). The transcript is spliced from 10 exons. Lineage: Eukaryota; Metazoa; Chordata; Actinopteri; Gobiiformes; Gobiidae. The record is from RefSeq and is a predicted model, not a curated record. Bases 38 to 949 code for a protein of 303 amino acids. Gene Ontology annotation, biological process: regulation of DNA-templated transcription. Gene Ontology annotation, cellular component: nucleus.
GACUCCUCGUUUACGCGACGCACACAACAGAGCUGAGAUGGCGAGCGGUAAAAAGAGUGCGACACUUUCUUCUUUAGCGGUUUAUGGAGAGUCCGAACCAGACUCAGACUCGGACUCGGAUGGAUCAGAGAGCAGAGCGGGAGGCCUGGUCUACGGCUAUGGGGAAGAUGGAGAAGACCUGAACAAGACCAAGGAUGCAGUGGACAAAGUUUCUGCCGAUGAAGACAGCGGAGGAAGCAACUCGGAGAUGGAAGAAUCUGACGAGGGGAGGGACGCAAAUGAUGUGGAGGUGACAGAAGCUGAAACCAGGGAUCCCAAUGAACUAGUUGCCCUGUUCUCAGAGAAGGUGAGGAACAUGUGUCCAGAUGAAAUCCAGAUUCCCCCUCAGCCCCCCGGACGCUGCUCCUCCCAACUGCAGGAGAAGAUCCACAAGCUGUACGAGAGAAAGCUCCAUGGAAACUUUGACACAAAUAGCCACAUUCAGAAGAAGAAAGAAUUUAGAAAUCCCAGCAUCUACGAAAAGCUGAUUCAGUUCUGUAGCAUAGACGAACUGGGAACCAACUACCCCAAAGACAUGUUUGAUCCGCACGGGUGGUCGGAAGAUUCUUUUUACGAAGCACUAGCCAAAGCCCAGAAAGUGGAGAUGGACAAACUAGAAAAAGCUAAAAAGGAGCGUACCAAGAUCGAGUUUGUGACGGGGACAAAAAAGGGAACCAAUGCCUCCAGUACCACAGCCUCCACUGCCAGCAGCACCAGCAGCACCACAGCCACCGCAGACGCACAGAAGAGGAAAAGUAAAUGGGACUCCGCGAUACCCGUGACCCAGCCCACCAUCAUCACGACCUCUGCCACGCUCCCCGCCGUCGUCUCUGUGACAACCACGGCCAGCGGCACCAAAACCACCGUCAUCUCCGCCGUGGGCACCAUCCUCAAGAAGGCCAAGCAGUGAUAAAAGCCCCGGGGGGGAUCUUUUGAGUGGAACAGACCUGCCUGUAGCGUAAUAUGGGACACUUUUAGGCUCUGUGCCAUUUCAGCCAUCACAUCUGCAGACUUUUUUGGACAUUUUUUUGACAUUUUUUUUCUACAACUUAGCAAAAAACUCUGAAAAUUAAUCUACAAUUUAAUGUAUGCCUUUCUUACAGGUCCUAUAUUACACUAAAUGUCUCUUUUUGGAACUUUAAGUCAUGUUAGAGCAUUGUUAUCUCUUCUAAAACACACCUAGAGUUGUGUUUUGUUUCAUUCACACAUGUUUGAUUAGUCCUGGAUUAUUAGUCUUGUCUCCAAAACUCAAAAUGUUCCACCUUACGAUGUCACGUAGUGGUAUUUUUCAAAUUAACAGCCACUUUUUACCUUUUAAUUCUGUAAACAUUGGCGAUUCCAGCACUUCCUGUAUUACCACAUGACAUCACAAGGUGGAACAGAGCGUUUUCUGUUUGAGAGAAGAACUGACCCUAAAUAUGCAGGGUUUGCGCAAAUGAAACAAAACACAACUACAGAAAUGUUGAUGAGGAAACAACGUUAUAACAGAUCAGAAAACGGCGUAAUGUGGGCCCUUAAAGGUGAAACCAUCAAAUCUCUGCCUAUUUAUCACUUUUUUAAAAACACGUCUAUAGAAAUGAUACAAGUUUGGUCAUCUGUUGCCAUCAAAAUGCUUAAACACGUUAAACAUAAUUUUCAUCCCUCUAAUUAUUUACAGUGAUGAUGUUUUUAUACCUGUACAUAUGUAUUUCUCAGAAGGUGAAUAAACAGUUCUGAUGUUGCCUUUUCACAUAUCU